Messenger RNA from Juglans microcarpa x Juglans regia, 414 nucleotides. RefSeq lists its product as uncharacterized. The transcript has a single exon. Lineage: Eukaryota; Viridiplantae; Streptophyta; Magnoliopsida; Fagales; Juglandaceae. Bases 1 to 414 code for a protein of 137 amino acids. The record is from RefSeq and is a predicted model, not a curated record.
AUGGAGUACUACCUUGCCAAUGAUAUUUAUCCAAAGUGGUCAAUAUUUGUGAAGACGAUUCCAUCUCCAUAUGGGAAUGAGAAGAAAAAUCUUGUAGCAGCACAAGAAUCAGCAAAAAAUGAUGUAAAUCGUGCAUUUGAGAUCUUUCAACAACGAUUUGCAAUCGUUCGUGGACCUUCACGAAUGUUCAAGAUGAAGGAGCUAACAAAUAUAAUGAAAGCAUGUAUUAUUUUACAUAACAUGAUCAUCGAAGACGAGCCUGAUCAUAAUCAAGGUUCAAACAUUGAGUAUGAUCAAGUUGAUGAUGAUAUUCCGGAACUGUUGCACAAUCCUACAACCAAACUUAUGGACUUCAUUCAGCAUCUUUAUGAAAUUAGAGAUGGCUCAGCACAUCAUCAACUCAAGAAAAUUUAA